This is a messenger RNA of Theileria annulata, 2385 nucleotides long. Its product is annotated as DEAD-box-family helicase, putative. Lineage: Eukaryota; Apicomplexa; Aconoidasida; Piroplasmida; Theileriidae. The record is from RefSeq and is a predicted model, not a curated record. The transcript is spliced from 2 exons. Bases 1 to 2385 code for a protein of 794 amino acids. Gene Ontology annotation, molecular function: RNA helicase activity; ATP binding; nucleic acid binding.
AUGAAUUGUUCCUUUUCAAACCUAGAUUUAGAUGAAUCUCUCGUAUCAUCGCUGGCAAAUUUUGGAAUUACUGAGCCAUCGCCAAUCCAGUUCAGUUUAAUAAAGUCUUCUACAGAUGAAAACAGUAUUAUAUUUCAAUCGAAAUCUGGAACGGGAAAGACUGUUUCAUUAUGUAUAGUAGUUCUAAACAAGAUUAUAAAGAGGAGAAUUUUGGGAAAUGAAUAUUCAGAUUUAUAUCAUGAGGAUUUAUCUCAUUUUUCAAAGCCUCCCAGCAUUUUAUUUGGAGAAGUUCUGUUCAUAGUCCCUACCAGUGAACUCGCAUACCAGAUUUACCUAUUUUUCUCAUCAAUUAAACAGUAUUUGGAAUGCGUAAAUGCAAUAAUAUUGGCAUCUGACUCGAAAUUGCUGGAACUAAUAAAUCAACUGAAAACUAAUGAAUUCAAUGUAGUCAUUUCAACGCCAGGAAAGUUUAUAACAAUCCUUAAAAAGAAGCCAAAAGAUAAUGAAGUUGCUGAAUUCGGAAUAAAGUCAAAUGGAAUGUUGUUAAAAACUAACUUGCUAAUAUUUGAUGAGGCGGAUUUAUUACUGGAUGACCACUUUUUAGAACAAACCAGAUAUAUAUGUAAUAAAGUAGUGAACCCAUUUGUACAAGUAGUAGCAGUUUCAGCAACAUUCAUGAAGCCUCAAUUCAAGUCAUUUGAGGAUAUUAUUAACAAAGCAGAUUCAGAAUAUAUAGAUAAAUUAACAAAAAUGAAAGGGGAGGAUGAUAACGCUAUUAAAGUUGAAGAUUUGUUAAACCUUGAGCCAAGAUUGCUCUAUUACCUUAACCACCUACUUAUUUCUAAAAGAAUAACAAAGGCCUCUGAUAUUUUUGAAUAUUUGUCAACAUAUGAAAGGAAAUUAACGAAAAUAAUAUUAUCAACCAGUUACCUGAGCAGGUAUAUGGAUCCUAAAACCGCUGGCUCAAACAAGGAAUCAUAUUACCUUACUUCUGAAACGACAGAAAGUGUUGAUGAAGUAAUUGAUUUAAACCCUCCGAGCCUGGUUCUUGAGAAGAUUAAGUUCUAUAUGGGAAGUGUUCCAGAUGCACCGAAUAUUGUUAUGCAAAUUGGACUUAAAGUGGAAGUGGUCGCCAAGGUCCUGUUUAAUGUUGAUUAUAGAAAGUGUAUUAUUUUCUGUAACCAAACACAUACCAGAGUACAAACAUGUAAGCUUCUCCAAAGCCUAGGGUUCAAGUGCUAUAUUAAUAGCUCGAGACUGUCACAUGGUGAUAGAAUGAAAAUGUUUGAGUACAUCUCAAUAGAUAAGGUUAUAAUCCUGUGCACAGACAUAAUGAGCAGAGGAAUAGGGUUUCCAAACGUGGAUCUGGUCAUAAAUAUGGAUAUGCCAAGCUCAAAAGAGGUUUUUCUGCAUAGGUCAGGAAGAUCAGGAAGAUUUGGAGCACAAGGGAUUUGCGUGUCAGUUUGCAUGGAAUCAGAAGUUGAAACUUACAGAUAUUUCAUGUAUUCACUUAAUUUCAAAUCAUUUCCAGUUGAGGAACUGCAAAAUGGUGGAUAUCAGGACUCUAUUUCUACAAUAUUCAAAAAUUCCAUCACUUUUACUACUCUAUUCCAGCCAGAAUCUGACCUUUCAAAGAUGAUUAAGCCUUCUCUGGCCACAUCCAUGAUGGACUUGGAACAAUUUAAAUUCAAAGUUUCAAUAAUUGGUCUAGUUUCUGCAAAUUCUGUCAGGAUAUUUAACCCAUCUGGUUCCCAAACAUUUAUGUAUUUUGAGUUAAAUGGUUCAGAAAUGUCAGUUUACAUUAGAAGCCUUGGAGACGGAUCCACUUCCUAUGAAACUAUAUUUCAUUCAGAUGGGCCAAAAGUUUUAGUUUACUUGGAUAGGGUCUUUUAUAAAUCACCAGAAUUUUAUAGAAAUAAGUCUGAAGUGACUCAUAUUAUGUUAGAAAUAAAUAACAUUUCACUUUUGUUAACACUUUUCACAUUUGAGUUGGAGAAGCUAAUAACGUGUGCUAGUAUUUUUUUGGAAUUUGUUCCACUUGAAUUAGAAUCGCAGUGUAACAUAGAUUGCGGAGACAUAAAGUCAGUUUUUGAUAAGAAUAUAAACGCAGCAUGGAACGUGGGAAGUGAAGAGGAACUAUCCUUAGUUUUCAGCACUCUCAGACUGGAGCCAAGGCCCAUUGGGGCCGAAACUGUAAAAUAUUUUAUUCAAAAAAUGGAUUUUAGUCCAGAUUUUAAUGCACUGAUUUAUCUGUACACUAUAUAUUCAGAGAAAAUACAACCGGGCAGAGAGUUUCUGACAAAGGUUAUGGAAGUAAAUCCAUACACGAUUAGCAGAUACUUUCUGUCGAGACAUGUAUCACAUUGGAAAAGUUUAGAAAUUUAA